AUGUCUGAAGCGUAAAGAAAAUCAAAGCUCUCAGCAUCUCGCAGACUCUUCCUGAAGACCAAACUGCUGAAAAGGGCAGCAGCCUUGUUGGAGAAGGAAAAGGAGGAGAAAAUGCUUGAAAGAGAGGCCGUGCUGAAUGAGAGAGUCCCUCCACUGAAGGUGUCUGGUUUGUCGUUGCAGGACCUGCAGGCUCUGUGUAAAGAAUUGCACCGUAAGAUUGAUGUCGUCGAUGAAGAGCGCUAUGACAUCCAGGUCAAGGUGGCCAAGAAUAACAAUGAGAUUGAGAACCUGUCUCAGAAGAUCUUUGAGCUGAAGGGCAAGAUGAAGCGACCUGCUCUCAAGAGGGUGAAGAUCUCGGCGGACGCCAUGCUGGGAGCCCUGCUGGGUGCAAGGGUCAAAGAGUCUGUCGACUUCAAGGCCAACCUCAAGACUGUCAAGAAGGAGGAAGAGAAGAAAGAGGAGGUGACCGACUGGCGUAAGAAUGUGGAGGCCAUGUCUGGCAUGGAGGGCAGGAAGAAGCUGUUUAAUGCUGGACAGUAGAUGUGGUGUACGUGGAUACCCUG
Molecule: messenger RNA, 563 nt
Organism: Lampris incognitus (smalleye Pacific opah)
Lineage: Eukaryota; Metazoa; Chordata; Actinopteri; Lampriformes; Lampridae
Product: troponin I, slow skeletal muscle-like
Exons: 6
Biological process (GO): muscle contraction
Cellular component (GO): troponin complex
Source: RefSeq, a predicted model, not a curated record